Messenger RNA from Choloepus didactylus (southern two-toed sloth), 958 nucleotides. RefSeq names its product pyruvate dehydrogenase kinase 3 (gene PDK3). The coding region runs from base 16 to 888 and encodes 290 amino acids. The record is from RefSeq and is a predicted model, not a curated record. Gene Ontology annotation, cellular component: mitochondrion. NCBI's taxonomy places the organism in Eukaryota, Metazoa, Chordata, Mammalia, Pilosa, Megalonychidae. Gene Ontology annotation, biological process: regulation of glucose metabolic process; protein phosphorylation. Gene Ontology annotation, molecular function: pyruvate dehydrogenase (acetyl-transferring) kinase activity. The transcript is spliced from 10 exons.
UAGUUCCUGCAAUGAAUGGCCCAGGGAGUGAUUGAGUACAAGGAAAAGUAUGGAUUUGAUCCUUUCAUUAGCAGUAACAUCCAGUAUUUUUUGGAUCGGUUUUAUACCAACCGCAUCUCUUUCUGCAUGCUUAUUAACCAGCACACACUUCUUUUUGGUGGUGACCCGAAUCCUGCUCAUCCUAAACACAUAGGAAGUAUUGAUCCCACUUGUAGCGUGGCCGAUGUAGUGAAAGAUGCAUAUGAAACAGCCAAGAUGCUGUGUGAACAGUAUUACUUGGUAGCUCCAGACUGGAAGGUUCAAGAUCAAAACCACGAAGUCAGUAACAAACCUAUUCAGGUAGUUUAUGUGCCCUCACAUCUGUUUCACAUGCUAUUUGAGUUGUUCAAGAACUCAAUGAGAGCAAUGGUAGAAUUACAUGAAGAUAGAAAAGAGGGCUACCCAGCUGUUAAGGCCCUUGUUACUUUGGGUAAAGAAGACUUAUCCAUUAAGAUAAGUGACCAAGGUGGUGGUGUCCCACUUUGGAAAAUAGAUCGUCUUUUUAAUUAUAUGUAUUCAACUGCUCCUAGACCCAGCCUGGAGCCUACAAGAGCUGCCCCUUUGGCUGGAUUUGGUUACGGUUUGCCAAUUUCUCGUCUGUAUUCUAGAUAUUUUCAAGGAGACCUGAAACUUUAUUCCAUGGAAGGAGUGGGUACUGAUGCCGUAAUUUAUUUGAAGGCUCUUUCAAGCGAAUCAUUUGAGAGACUCCCAGUCUUUAAUAAGUCAGCAUGGCGCCAUUACAAGACCACACCUGAAGCUGAUGAUUGGAGCAAUCCUAGCAGAGAACCCAGAGAUGCUUCAAAAUACAAGGCUGAACAGGACAAGGUCAAGACCAAUAGAACUUUGUAGAGAACUGAAUGCUUUGGUCCUCUCUGUGAAGAAAGAUUAGCUUCUGCAAGUCAACCUUAGAGGACUCCUU